UGUACAUGUGGGGUGGAUGGGGUUGACAUGAACUGUCCCACAGUCCCUCCCACUGGGUAUGGCAUUCAGGUACAACUCCCUCCCUUCUACUAUAAAGCCUCUCAUGUUAGCAGCAUAAACUUCAGACUUCAACUCAUGGUAAAGUCUUUAAGCUAAAGUAGUAAAGAACACACUUGGAUGUGCACCAUUAAUUUUGUACAUCACAACACAAACUAGAGCCAGAGCUCCCAGCCAACAUGAGAUUAUUUCUGCACACCAUCAUCUGCUGCUGUGUUUUCACCACAGUCCUGCCAUUGGUAAAAGGGGCCAGAGGAGAGACCAACACCAGCCUGAGAAAAAGGUCUAGAGUAUGGCUGCAGAGCCAUAUGAAGAGAGACUUGCGCAGUCGCUUGGUGACAGGCGAUGACCAAUACUUUAGUGGACCGCAGCAGGACAGGCUUGCCAAAACUCUCCCAACCCCAUCAAGCUUUGGCCUAAAUAUAAGGUCCAGGAGGUCAACGUCAAGUCAAUCUGGUUGCUUCCUAAUCACAUGUAUAUACCAUGACUUGUUCCACCGAUUGGUCCAGAUAAAGAAGAACGAACAAACAGACACCACUGCUCCUACAUCAAAGAUAGGACGGAAUGGCUAUGGACGUCGCCGCCGCUCACUCCUGGAUGCCACUCAGCUCGUCCUCGAGACAGGAACGCAUAGAUGGAGCACGGAAACUGGUCAGCGAGUCAGCAACACCAAAAGCACACACACGGUGGCCUAAGGCAGGCAUGAGAAAGCAAAGGAGAGUCCCUGUUGAGGUUAUGUGAGCACUGCAGAUGAAGAUAAGUCCACGCAGAUCUUUUAUUCCACAGAUUCAGAGCUAGAUAUAGCGAAAGACUGGCUGCUACAUCUGCACAGCCCAUCAGAGGAAGCUCAAACCACUCUGGAUGAAUGGAAGAUUGAAAUAAAUCAAACUGAGACGUUUGUGUGCACAUGCUUCGGUUCAGGUUUCAGUGUCUCUGAACAAGUGUUUGAUUUAUUGAUGAAUUCAAGCCAGACCUAUGGGACUUGACAAGAAUGUCUGUCUCUUCUUCAGCAUCCAAAGCGAGCUUGGCAGCUGAGACAGAAGACAAUUCCUGAGGAUCUUCUCUGAAACACAAAGAUUGGAGGAACACAUUCUGCAACAAGGGAGCCUUUUUAUUUUACUUUUUCUUCAAGGAAUCAGCAUUACUGGGCCCCAAACUAUCAAAUGCAGAAUCCUCACAAAACUGAACUGAAUGUACUGAAUUGCUUGUUAGCUACAAUUUUUAUAUAUAGAUAAACAUAUAAAAUAUGUACCUUAUAUGUUAAACUAUGAAAGACUACCUUAUAAUGUAUGUAACUAUAAUUUCCAGCAACAAAACUGCAUAUUAAACAUCUUUAUUUUAACUUCAGUGAAGUAUCUGAUGUAUCUGAAAUGUGUCAAUUUUUUGUUUUGCUUUUUAUAUUUCUAUGUAUGUAUCUAAACAAUGAGUUGUACCAUUUGCCUUCACUUGAUUACACCUUUUUGGAACUUGCUCAUAUUUAACAUGUCUUAUGGAUAUUUAUCUGCACCUGAAGCAAAGCAGGCCUUUUAGUUUGGGGCUGAGCUUUCACUUAAAGGGAAGGAGAAGGAUUGAUGAGCUGAUGAAAGUGCUGUGCUGCCAUCUAGCUUCACAGCGGGCUUAUGUGUAACAAAUGCAGACCAAGCCAUUUCAAAGCAUCUACUUUGGUGUGUUAAAUGUUAGGUUUGACAUUUAUCGCCUCCUAUAUUUGAAUGUUAUAAAUCAUAAUCAUUUGCUCACAAUUCAGCUGAAAUUACUUGAAAAGGUAUUACUGAACCAGAUUGAUGUCUUGCUUCGAAUACCAGGAACUGUAAUAAUUUUCAGUAAUAAAUGAACAAAUAAAACAAUAAAAUAAACUUGAAGAAACCUUUAUUCUGUGAUCCACAUCAAUUAUUUACCUUGAGCGUGUGUGCGCUCGUGUUAGGGGGAAAUACGUGGCGUGUCCCUUGUCAUUUAAGGAUUGCGUGUGCUGUUUAAUAAAAUUAAACUCUGAGUCAUGUUGAGAGCAAAAUAUGUGACCCAGUGGUUUACAUUCCAUUCUAAAAAUAGCACUACUCAUCAGCUGCACUGUCUCAAGAAACACAUGUACUAAAAUUACAUUUGUAUUGGGUAAACAUGUUGCUCGGAUUGUGUAAGUUCGACCUCUCGGGACAAUAAAUUACGCUUUGGCAAAGACAGUCCAAGUUCUGCUUAAUGGAGAGGAGAGUGGUGCACUUUUUUAUACAUUAGAAACACUUACAUGAGGGGUAGAAAGAUAUAAUCACUGUGGAAUGUGACCCCCCCACCCACCCCACCCACACACACACACACACACACACACACACCUCCCUGUAUGCUGAGUGGUCACAGUGCCCUGAAAUGAUAAACAGAUUAGACAUAAAUGACAUAAAUUUGACAUAAAAACUUCAACUUCCCCUCUAGGAGGAUUAAAUCCUAUGAUGGUCUCUGGCUUUGCUAUGGGUUUGUUUGCAAAGAAACCUACAAACAUUUGAAAUAUUCAAUUAUAAAAAGCUCAUAUUUCACCCAUUGCUGUUUCCUGUGUUACUUAAUGUGCAAGUAAUGAACAAAUGGCACACAGACAUGUGAAGUUUUCUUCCUCUUCCCAAGUCCAGUACGUGUGCGUGUAGCUCUCUGAAGAACUAUCUGGGCCAACUGAACUUUGCAACAAGCACAGCCUGCGUUACAUUUCCAUUUCUGCCAAGUGGAAGAUUCAUGAUAUAUCCUGCCCACAAAAGAAAGAUGCUGGAGUGGUUCAUCAACAUAUUGCAGGUGCAGUAUCUUGAAAAUGGUCAAAGUACACCCUUUCAUUUCUAAGGAUUUACAUAUCAGGACAUACAGUAAAAGACAAAUUACUGAAGCUGUGUAUGUAAAACUAAGCAUACUCUUAUUGUUAACAUAGGAAUUCAAAGGUUAGGUAGCAACCAGGUGCUGUUAAUCAAGUGCACCUAAUUAACUGAUCAACAGCAAGUGAGCGCGCCUCAGUAAAAACAGAAAUUCUGUCAGUUUACUGGUCUGGAGCAUUCAGGUACAUGUUAAUACAAUCCCAAGAGGCAAAGCUUUUGGAGUCAUUGGUUGACCAUGAAUAGAGUCAAAUAUGAGGCCAUCUGUCUGACGGCCAAAGCUUGGUUUAAAUGAAAUAAGGAAAACCAAACAGCUGCUUCAGAGCUGAGGAUGCCAUCAUCUACCUGCACAAUCGUGUCAAUUGUGUCUGCCCAUCUG
Molecule: messenger RNA, 3273 nt
Organism: Oreochromis niloticus (Nile tilapia)
Lineage: Eukaryota; Metazoa; Chordata; Actinopteri; Cichliformes; Cichlidae
Gene: admb
Product: adrenomedullin b
Exons: 4
Coding region: 237-752 (171 amino acids)
Biological process (GO): adrenomedullin receptor signaling pathway; adenylate cyclase-activating G protein-coupled receptor signaling pathway; regulation of systemic arterial blood pressure
Cellular component (GO): extracellular region
Molecular function (GO): hormone activity; adrenomedullin receptor binding
Source: RefSeq, a predicted model, not a curated record